Scophthalmus maximus (turbot) is the source of this 5058-nucleotide messenger RNA. It is a transcript of the gene plxnc1, whose product is annotated as plexin C1. Lineage: Eukaryota; Metazoa; Chordata; Actinopteri; Pleuronectiformes; Scophthalmidae. Gene Ontology annotation, biological process: semaphorin-plexin signaling pathway involved in axon guidance; regulation of cell shape; regulation of cell migration. The transcript is spliced from 31 exons. Gene Ontology annotation, molecular function: protein binding; semaphorin receptor activity. The coding region runs from base 145 to 4692 and encodes 1515 amino acids. Gene Ontology annotation, cellular component: semaphorin receptor complex. The record is from RefSeq and is a predicted model, not a curated record.
ACUUCUCUUUUCGAUAGAGAUGCGCGGCGCCUUUAAGCGCGACUCUGGUAACACAGUGGCGGAGUGUGUACAGUGUGCCAUCCAUCAUGCAGGCAAUCCGUGUGUGAGGUAUUCGCCAGUCGAGGCUGCCACCGCUGCUACAAAAUGAUCCUGCUGCCUGGUCUGCUCUUUAUUCUCUGGGGAGAGGCGGGUCGGUGUCGGGCGGACGAUGGCGGCUUCACCUUUGAUGGAGACAUCCACCACUUCGCCGUGGCCACCAACACGGUUUACGUCGCCACAGACGAGCGGCUGUACCAGCUGAGCCAGGACCUGACCCCGGUCCGGAGCGUGACCCAGAGAGGAGUCUUGCAGGCUGGCAAAGUCCAUUUUUACCGGGUUAAUGAAACGUCUUGGUGGAACGCAACUUUCAGAGUCAACGUCUUGUUGCCAGUUGUCGAGGACGGGGUUGUGAUCAGCUGCGGGGUGACCAGCGACGAGUGUGGCCACUGCGAGGUCCUGGAGCUGACAGACAUCUCUAGUCUCCGCUACAGUGAGAGCAUCCAGCUGGGACCACUGAGGCGCAGCAGCGCGUCCGUCGCCGUCUUGGUGAAGGUGCAGAAGAGUCCAACAGAAAGCGACACUUAUAUUAUGACCGCGAUACAAAAACAACAAGCCGCAUCCAACAAGUGCGCCUCCGAUUGCCAGACUGUCAACCUUCAGGACGCGGAUGGUCGUCACAUAGGAGGUAUAUUUUCUCUCAUUGACGACCAAAGCACACCUUCGAUCAAAAGUAGAGUUGACGUGGGGUUUGUGGACGGAUUUCAGGUCGGUUCAACAAUAUAUCUGCUCGCCAACGUGGGCGGCGAAAAUAACACAAUCCGUCUAAUUUGGCUUGAGGGCGAAAAAAGCAAGACCCAUACUCUCCAUUCGCUGCGAGGUGCGACUCUCAGGGUCUCCGGAGCAGCUGGUGGGGGUCACACGCUGCUGGCCUCCUCGGUGAUCCCGGGCACGCAGCCCGUGCUGUGGAGCGGCGUGUUCAGUGAGGACGCUGGACGGACCAACACCGAGCUGCUGGUGUUUGACAUCAGCGCUGAUCUCACCGGAGGGACCAAGGAUGCAGAUCCAGACUUCUUCAGCAUCGGCAUGUCAAAAUUCGAAACGCCAAAGACACUAAGGCCGAAGGCUGUGCUCUUCAGGCAGAGCAUCAUGACCUCUGUGCUGGCAACUAGGCAGAAGGCCUGGUUGGUUUUCUUCAUCGGGACGGCAGACGGGCUGCUCAUCAAGCUCGCUGUGGAUAAGCACUAUCACACCUCCUGUCCCACGGUGCUCUACAGAGCCAACGACGACCGCCCAGUGUUUCCCAAGCUCCUUCUGGAUCAGGUGGAUCUGAAACAUGUGUAUGUGCCGUUAAGAGACCAGAUGAGACGUGUACCUGUGGCAAAAUGCAGCAUAUACACGAAUGUGCGGGAGUGUUGGUCUGCAGAGGAUCCAUACUGUAUCUGGUGUGGCUCAAAAAGAAGUUGCACAUUUGAAGAUGACUGUGGAGAUUCAGACUGGGUGUCCAUUGCUGAUGAUUACCAAGAGAAAAUGGUUUCCUACAGAGUUGCAAAGGCCUCGACUGGCCAGAUCACACUUCACAUCCAGACGCACCUGACUGCGGGCCAUAGGGCGCAGUCUAACUUUGCCUGUCAAUUUUCUGCAAGGUCGAGUGUGCUUUGCAGCCUCAAUGGCCUUGCUCCACAGUUCCCACAAUGCACCUGCACCCUCACAAAUGGCACACUGCCUGCUGAAGGCCUGAAAGUCAGUGUGAGAAUCAGACUGGGAACGACACAGUUGUUGGAACAUCUGACGCUAAUCGACUGCUCUUACCUCGGUGGUCCGCCGACUUCUCUCCUGUGUCAGAAGUGUAUCAGGGCCGGAUGUGGCUGGAACCAAAACAAGUGUUCCUGGGCAAAUCAAGAAGUCAGAAAUGACAGUGUUUGCCAAAUGAUGGUACCUGGGAUGAACUUUUCUAGGCCAGAGAUCUCCUCCAUCACUCCCAGCAUCGUGUCUUUCUACGGCAGAAACCACGUGGUGUUGUCAGGCCGUAACCUUGGCGAUGUGGCCGGAGUGAGGAUGCAGGCGCACGCAGACUGCACACCACGAGAAUCUCCUGUUUGGAACAACACAGGCGUGAGUCUGACGUUCCACAUUCCCAGUACAGAAAGUAAAGGCGUGGUCAGAGUGUGUGCUCUCCUCCCAGACGGCAGUUGCCAUGGCAGCACUGAAAUCACCUACAAGUCAUCACCGUCCUGCACCAGCAUUGCACCACGCAGCACCUGGCUCAGUGGAAAGAGGAAGCUGACACUCAUGGGCUCUCACCUGGACUUUGUGGAAGGGGUCACACACAGCCACGCGCCGCAGGAAGUCAGACUUCCUGAAAACAAAAACUACCAGAACCUCACCUACGACACACUUGCAGCUGAAAACACACAGGGGACUUUUACCAAUACAGUGUUUCUGAAAGUAGCCAAUGAAUCCUUACCCUGUUCCACAAACAUCACCUACUACCCAGAGCCGGAGUUCAGCGGCUUCAAAUCCAUCACGGCCGGGGGCGGUGUUCGCAUCACCAUAGAGAAAAAGGCCGACAAACUGGAGAUGACGACAGCAGAAUUGUCCGUUUGGGGCGUUAACAGAGGAAUACAUUACCCCUGCGUCAUGAAGAUCAAAGAAACCCACAAUGAAAGUGACAUUUUCACCUGUGAGAUCCAAAGCACAGAGGAUGUUGAAUUCCAAAAGUUAAUGAUAAAAUAUGGAGAAAAGACGGUGAUGCUGCACCUUAAAUCUUCAUUACCUUUCCUUUGGGUGCUGCUUGUUCUUCUCCUGAUACCCUGCAUUAUUUUCACGGUGGCGAUUGUAUACCGGAGCAAACAGAAGAAGCUCACUGCUCAGAUGAACAGGCGCAUGGAGAACCUGGAACUGGACAUCAGGAAUGAUAUCAGACAAGGUUUUGUGGAUCUGCAGACAGAGAAAGCCGACCUGAUGGAGAACAUCGGAGCGAUUCCUUUCCUGGACUACAAGCACUUUGCCUCCAGAAUCUUUUUUCCUGAGAGUGAAUUUCUGAUGGCGCUGUGUAUCAAAGACAUUGGUCAGGACACUGUGAAGAUUCAGCUUGAUGAGUGUUGCCACGGCAUGUCCCGGCUGAUCCAGGAUCAGCACUUCCUCACGUCUAUGGUUCACGCUCUGGAGGAGCAGAAGAGCUUCACGAUCAAAGACAAGUGUGCACUGGCUUCCCUGCUAACUGUAGCGCUCCACAGCAACCUGUCUUACCUGACAGAGACCAUGGAGGUCCUACUGAAGGAUCUGAUGCAGCAGAAAAGCAACACUCUGCCCAAACUGUUGCUACGACGCACGGAGUCUACAGUGGAGAAACUGUUGACCAACUGGAUGUCCAUAUGUCUCUAUGGCUUCCUGCGGGAGAGUGUUGGACAGCACCUGUUCCUGAUGGUGAGCACUCUCACGCAGCAGAUCAGAAAAGGGCCCGUGGACUGUGUGACGGAGAAGGCUCUGUACACACUCAGUGAGGACUGGCUGCUCUGGCAGGCUCAGGACUUCAGCACCUUGAAGCUGAAGGUCCUGUUUGCAGUGGGCAGUUAUGGGGAGGUCAGCGAGCCUCUGGAGGUCAGCAGCCUGAGCUGUGACACAGUGGAGCAGGUCAAGGAGAAGAUCCUGUCCACCUUCAAGGCCAAGUUUGGUUUCCCCUUCAACGCUCCCAUCAGGGACGUUCGUAUCGAGUUUGAGAAGGACGGAUCCUUUGUUCCUCUUGAGGAAGUGGACAGGAGCUCCCAGGUUGUCGGGGAGGUGAUGCAGCUCAACACGCUCCAGCACUACAAGGUUCCUGACGGAGCGACGAUCAAAGUGCUUUCUAAGAAGAUUCAUCCUCCUCUGAGCCCCCAGGGAAGCGUGAAGGAUGACGAGAACUUUUCUGGAAAAUACUUCCACCUGAUUGAUCCCGACGAAGACAAGGACCAGAGCAAGGACCCUGAGAGGAAGAAGUUGAAACUGAAGGAAGUGCACCUGACCAAGCUGCUCUCCACCAAGGUGGCAGUGCAUUCGUCCGUGGAGAACUUGUUCAAGUCCAUCUGGGAGACGCCGCACAGCCGAGCGCCGCACGCUGUCAAAUACUUUUUUGACUUUCUGGACGCUCAGGCGGACAACAUGAAGAUCGUCGACCCAGAUGUCCUGCACAUCUGGAAGACCAACAGUUUACCUCUGCGCUUCUGGGUUAACAUCCUGAAAAACCCCCAGUUUGUUUUCGACAUGGAGAAGAGUCCCCAGCUGGAUGGCUGCCUGUCGGUCAUCGCACAGGCCUUCAUGGACUCCUUCUCCCUCAGCGAGACCCAGCUGGGGAAGCACACCCCAACCAACAAACUCCUCUAUGCCAAAGAUGUCCCCAAGUUCAAACAGGAAGUGAAGGCUUACUACAAGCAGAUAAGAGACCAGCCAGCGAUCACACACUCCGAAUUCAAAGGCUUCCUGCAGGAGGAGUCAAAGAAGCACAACAGUGAAUUUAACGAAGCCGCGGCCCUCCAACAACUAUACAAAUUCGUCCAGAGAUACUUUGCAGAGAUAAAAGAGAAGCUGAACGAGGACGGGGCCCCCCCUGAGCUGACGGAGCGACUGCAUCACGUAAAAAGUCUGUUUGACGGCCUGAAGAGCUGCGCCUGGAGCUGAGCGGAGGGCACAGUGACGAGCUAGCUCUUUUUAUUGCAAGUCCAAUGGGAAGCAUUGUGGGGGUCAGAGGUCAGCCUGGUCCCUCUGCACCACAGAUCCCAGUUCCUCCAGCUGUUGCUGCUGGAUGCUUUCCAGAUCUUCGAGCCUCUGACGGAGUAAAGAGAACUCCCUCUGAUUCUGCUCCUCCUACAGCAGCAGAAGCAGACAGAGAAACAUUAGUGUUAGCAUUUACACAUGCAGCCUCCUGGGAUUUUGACAUGCGUACAGCUGAGUAGAAGUUGUUUUUUUUAGAACUGGGCAUUUUCUGCGUAACUAUUUGUCACUGUUGACCACUUUGAUCAGAGUAAAGUUUGUCGUUGCUUUCAA